Messenger RNA from Acanthoscelides obtectus, 303 nucleotides. Lineage: Eukaryota; Metazoa; Arthropoda; Insecta; Coleoptera; Chrysomelidae. The record is from the annotation of a GenBank genome assembly.
AUGGAACCUGUUAGUAUUACGAAGAAGUGCAAAAUAGGUCACCUAAAUAUAAGAUCUCUGAUGUCAAGCUUUGACGCAUUUACGGACAUGAUGAAUGAGGAUGAUUUUGACAUUCUUGCUCUAACGGAAACAUGGUUAAGCCCUGAUAUCACAAUGGAUGUAGUUAACAUCAGAAAUUUCAACUUUUUUCGCAAGGACAGGUUGUCUCGUGGUGGUGGUUGUGGUGUUUAUAUUAGACAAGACAUACGUGCUGAGAUUAUUGAUGAUGACGUCACGCUAAACACAGUUCCGUUUUUAGAGUAG